This is a messenger RNA of Aphanomyces invadans, 2156 nucleotides long. RefSeq lists its product as hypothetical. Bases 30 to 2090 code for a protein of 686 amino acids. The record is from RefSeq and is a predicted model, not a curated record. Gene Ontology annotation, biological process: outer dynein arm assembly; cilium movement. Gene Ontology annotation, molecular function: dynein light chain binding; dynein heavy chain binding. The transcript has 4 exons. NCBI's taxonomy places the organism in Eukaryota, Oomycota, Saprolegniomycetes, Saprolegniales, Verrucalvaceae. Gene Ontology annotation, cellular component: outer dynein arm.
GACGAGCACCGCGGUCAAGGAGGACAGCGAUGGCACCGAAAAAGGCAUCGCCGACGAAGAAGAAGGCGAAGGAGGUUAAGCAAAAGCCUGGUGCAUCCGACGCCACUCAAGACGCAGUGGGUGACACACCAGGUCCUGCAGCAGACCCAGACGACGCAGACCUUUAUCACGAACCGAUCAAGAAGAUUGUCAUUCCAGAUAACCAACUCCGCCUCAGCGAGCAGGAACUGAAAGAAGAGUUCUCGAGAGUGUUGACAGCAAAUGAUCCAAACGUCCCCAACAAUAUCACCAAGUACAACUACAAAGAGCGCAUGUACAAAGUGGAUCCUCCAGGACCUGGAGACAAUUUGUUUCUGCACCUGUCGUCCGAAGGCAGCAUGAUCCACAAGGAGUCGGAAGAUGCCAAGGUUCAAGCAGCGUACGAUAUGAAGAAAGCGGAAGAGGAAAAGGAGGCUCGAGAUGCAGCCAUCAAACAAGCCAAGGAGGAAGCUGAAGCUAAGGGCGAAAAGAUCGACGAAUCCAGUCUUCAGUUUGAAUCGGGCAAAAAUCAAUUCAACUACAGCGAACGCGCGGCUCAAACGUACACGAAUCCGUUACGCCAACGGUCCAUCGAGACCGAACCGCCCCCGGUCCUGAAUUACAUGGCCACCGUGACGCAGUGGGAUAUCUACGACACGUAUAUGGAGUCGUACGAGCAGCACCAGCGGGAGCAAAUCCAGCUCCAAAAGGCCGCCCAGAAGAAGGAAAAGGAAGACAAGGACGUCGCAGAAGUCGUGGUCGUGACGACGUCCAAAAACAAAGACGACGACAUGGUCCACAGCGCUGCAAUGGGCAAAAUCCUUCGUGUCAUCGAACGCAUGGUGAACCAGAACGCCGAGGACGAAAUUUUCCAGGAUUUCAAGUACUGGGAAGACGCAUCGGACGCAUUUCGAGAUGGAGAAGGAUCACUGUUGCCGUUGUGGCGGUUCUCGUCGGAGCGAGCCAAGAAGAAACAGGUCACAGCCGUGUGUUGGAACCCGUGCUUCUCGGACUUGUUCGCUGUCGGGUACGGCUCGUACGAUUUUCUGAAGCAAGGGUCUGGGCUCGUGUGCUGCUACUCACUCAAGAACACGUCGCACCCCGAGUUUAUUUUUGCGACCGAGUCUGGCGUCAUGUGCCUCGAUUUCCACCCGCAGCAACCGGCGCUGCUUGCCGUGGGCUGCUAUGACGGAACGGUCAUGGUGUAUGACGUUCGAAACAAAGUGAACCGACCGAUCUACACGUCAACAAUCAAGACAGGCAAGCACACGGAUCCCGUGUGGCAAGUGAAUUGGCAAGAGGAAGACUUGGCGAAAGAGCUCAACUUUUUCUCGAUUUCGUCCGACGGCCGCGUCGCGAAUUGGAUCAUGAGCAAGAACGAACUCAAGAUGGAGCCCGUGAUGCAGCUCAAGCUCGUCAACACCGUCAAGGACGACCCAGAAGAAACGUCGCUAUCUGGUCUCGCCGGCGGGUGCUGCUUCGACUUUAACCGAUUCAGCGAACACUUGUUCGUCGUGGGGACGGAGGAAGGCAAGAUUCACAAGUGCUCGAAAGCGUACUCUGGCCAGUACUUGGAAAACUACACGGGACAUCACAUGGCUGUCUACGCCGUUCGGUGGAACCCGUUUCACGAGCGGUGCUUCUUGAGCUGCAGUGCGGACUGGACGGUCAAGCUAUGGGACCACAGCAUUCCCGAACCCAUCAUGUCGUUUGAUUUGGGCAAUUCCGUCGGGGAUGUUGCAUGGGCUCCGUACUCGUCGACUGUGUUUGCCGCCGUCACAAGCGACGGCAAAGUCCAUGUCUUUGAUCUUGCAGAAAACAAAAACGAACCGCUUUGCGAGCAAAAGGUUGUGAAAAAAGCCAAACUGACGCACAUUACGUUUAACACCAAAGACAGCAUUGUGCUUGUUGGCGACGACCGUGGCGGAGUGAACUCGCUCAAGCUGUCGCCGAAUUUGCGCAAGUUGGCAUCCACCGAAGAAACGGACCCGGCAAAAGCAAUGAAGGAUCGCCUCCGGGUAGAGUUCGAGAAGGUCGACAAGUUACUAAAUACCAACGACAACAAGGCAUAACCGCGCCUCGUCUGCUAGCCUUCAGAUUUGUAAAUUGACACAACGAAACAACGACAUGCGUAGCCA